AUGGUGUUCGGACUUUCUCCAUGUGAUAGGCCUAUGCGGGAGUCGACAAUGGUGUUGGGUGUGAAGGUUGUCGAGAGAGCGAAUACUGCUUUGCCAGGAUCUCCUCAGACUCAAAGUAUUGCUAAAAUAACGAUAGAAAGCAUCAAUUUGAAAGUGCCACAUCUCACACCCAACGAUGACAUAAAGUUGCAGUUGUUGACACGUAUCAAAGCAGAUGAGUCUAUGAUGAUACCGUUUCGCCGAUGGGAAUUGCACGAGCUACCAGCACUCACACAAGGAUCUACCAUAGAAAUCUGGUCCGUCAAGACAUGUUCUGCAUUGGACAGUCCAAGAUAUGUUAUAGUAUUUUUCCAAACGAAAAAAGCCGAUAAUUUGCAUGAAGACGUCACCUUGUUCGAUAAUGCCAACAUCAAAUCCAUACGAUUGGCUCUGAAUAGCGACUAUUAUCCGCAAGAACGAAUGCUAUUGGACUUUUCCCGAGACCAAUAUGCUGACGCUCACUUCAACUAUACAGAGUUCAACAAGAGCUACCAUAACUGUCAAGAAAAGCGCUCUCUAGUAAACUUUGCCGAAUUCAAAUCCCGACCAAUGUUUGUUAUCGAUUGCUCGAGGCGCCAUCUGGGUCUAAAGUCGUCCACAGUUGACAUAAAUUCAACCUUCAAGUUCAACCUUCAAGUAAAACCUUCAAGUUCAACCUUCAAAUUCAACCUCCAAGUUCAAACUCCAAGUUCAACCUUCAAGCUCAAACUGCGAGUUAAACCUUCAAGUUCCACCUUCAAGUCAAACCCCCAAGUACAACCUUCAAGUUCAACCUUCAAGUUCAACUCCAAGUUCAAAUUACAAGUUCAACCUUCAAGUUCGACCUUCAAGUUCAAACUCCGAGUUCAACCUCCAAGUUCGAACUUCAAGUAG
Messenger RNA from Phaedon cochleariae (mustard beetle), 912 nucleotides. NCBI's taxonomy places the organism in Eukaryota, Metazoa, Arthropoda, Insecta, Coleoptera, Chrysomelidae. The record is from the annotation of a GenBank genome assembly.